This is a messenger RNA of Lottia gigantea (owl limpet), 792 nucleotides long. RefSeq lists its product as hypothetical. NCBI's taxonomy places the organism in Eukaryota, Metazoa, Mollusca, Gastropoda, Lottiidae. The transcript has 3 exons. The coding region runs from base 1 to 792 and encodes 263 amino acids. Gene Ontology annotation, molecular function: DNA-binding transcription factor activity, RNA polymerase II-specific; RNA polymerase II transcription regulatory region sequence-specific DNA binding. Gene Ontology annotation, biological process: regulation of transcription by RNA polymerase II. The record is from RefSeq and is a predicted model, not a curated record.
AUGAAAACUGUUAUAAAUUGUAAUGAAUUUACAAAACAACCUUUUAAAGGUGUUAGAAGACGAGAAAGAACCAAAUAUUCACGUAAACAGUUGAAUAUUUUAGAAAGAAUAUUUCAAGAAAAUCAUUAUCCAGACAGUUAUGUUUUUGAUCAACUUUGUGAUACACUAAAUCUAGAUAUAGAAAAAUUAGCUACUUGGUUUCAGAACAGAAGAUGUAAAGAAAAACGUCUAAAUAAAGAGAAUCAUGUUGAUAAAAUGAGAAAAGAAUUAUUUAAUCCUAGAUUUAACAGAAAUAAUCAAGAAUCGGACUUCUGUAAAGAAAAAUGUCAAUAUCCUGAUUCUAGGAAAGGAAUUAACCAUUGUGAUUUACAAGAACCGGUCCCAAUUUCUGCACUACAAGACAACCUAUAUGAUUAUUCUAUGAACAGUUUAUCUAAUAUUAAUUCAACUAAUAGUUUCUUAUCACAAGAUAUUAAUAUACCACAUUUAGAUUGUUAUAUAACAGAAGAAUGUUUACACAAUCUUCAACAAGAAUCAAUUAAUUCUUCAUCUUCUUCAAGCAUGACGUCAUCAUUUAUCGACCUUGAUGAGCUAGAACCAUCUAUACCAUCAUAUAUUAUGACGUCAUCACAAAUGUUGAGUAUUGUACAAGAUGUCAGUUUAUUAGAAGAAAGUGAAAUGAAGAUUAAAGAUGAAUAUUAUAUCAAAAUAGAUAAAGAUAUAAAUUGUCAAUAUUAUAAUUAUCAUGAUUUUUAUGUUAAUUUAGACUUUAAUGAACAUAUAUUCAUGUAA